Molecule: messenger RNA, 3938 nt
Organism: Jaculus jaculus (lesser Egyptian jerboa)
Lineage: Eukaryota; Metazoa; Chordata; Mammalia; Rodentia; Dipodidae
Gene: Ss18l1
Product: SS18L1 subunit of BAF chromatin remodeling complex
Exons: 11
Coding region: 69-1277 (402 amino acids)
Biological process (GO): positive regulation of dendrite morphogenesis; positive regulation of transcription by RNA polymerase II
Cellular component (GO): nucleus
Molecular function (GO): transcription coactivator activity
Source: RefSeq, a predicted model, not a curated record
GCCGCGGGCCGCGGGACGCAGCCGGAGAAUAAACCCCGACGAUCCCGGGCCGAGCCGGCGCCCGCACCAUGUCCGUGGCCUUCGCGUCCGCGCGGCCCAGAGGCAAGGGCGAGGUCACGCAGCAGACCAUCCAGAAGAUGCUGGAUGAGAACCACCAUCUGAUCCAGUGCAUCCUGGACUACCAGAGCAAGGGCAAGACAGCCGAGUGCACCCAGUACCAGCAGAUCCUGCACCGGAACCUGGUCUACCUGGCUACAAUAGCUGACUCCAACCAGAACAUGCAGUCACUACUCCCUGCUCCUCCCACACAGAACAUGAACCUGGGCCCUGGGGCGCUGAGUCAGAGUGGUUCCAGCCAGGGCCUGCACCCUCAGGGCAGCCUCAGUGAUGCCAUCAGCACAGGCCUGCCUCCCGCCUCCCUCAUGCAGGGCCAGAUUGGUAAUGGUCCAAACCACGUGUCCAUGCAGCAGACGGCCCAGAGCACGCUGCCCACAACCUCCAUGAGCAUGUCCGGCAGUGGCCAUGGUACUGGGCCUGGCUAUAGCCACUCAGGACCCACCUCACAGAGCGUCCCCAUGCAGGGCCAAGGUGCCAUUGGCAACUAUGUGUCUCGGACCAACAUCAACAUGCAGUCCAACCCAGUCUCCAUGAUGCACCAGCAGGCGGCCACAUCCCACUACAACUCUGCACAGGGCGGGAGCCAGCACUACCAGGGCCAGUCGCCCAUUGCCAUGAUGGGCCAGGGAGGCCAAGGGAGCAGCAUGAUGGGGCAGAGGCCCAUGGCACCCUACCGGCCCUCCCAGCAAGGCACCUCUCAGCAGUACCUGGGCCAGGACGAGUACUACAGUGAACAGUACAGCCACAGCCAGGGCGCUGCGGAGCCCAUGAGCCAGCAGUACUACCCAGAUGGCCACGGUGACUACGCAUACCAGCAGUCAUCCUACACGGAGCAGAGCUAUGACCGUUCAUUUGAGGAGUCCACACAGCACUACUAUGAGGGAGGGAACUCCCAGUACAGUCAGCAGCAGGCUGGGUACCAGCAGGGCACAGCCCAGCAGCAGACAUACUCACAGCAGCAGUACCCCAACCAGCAGAGCUACCCAGGGCAGCAGCAAGGCUACGGCCCUGCCCAGGGAGCUCCCUCUCAGUACUCAAGCUACCAGCAAGGACAAGGCCAACAGUACGGAAGCUACAGAGCAUCGCAGACAGGACCCUCUGCCCAACAACAGCGACCUUAUGGCUACGAGCAGGGCCAGUACGGAAAUUAUCAGCAAUAAGGGACAAGCAUUCAAGAUGGUGCCCGUGGGGUUGUACGCUCACCCAGGAGAUGGACGAGCCAGUGGCAGUUCUGAUGAAUUGUGACAUGUUGGUUACCCUUUGCCCAAUGCCACAUCUGCAUGUGAAGCGUGCUCAUUUUGUGCUGGGUAUGACGCCGAGUGUGCACCGCUGACAUAAGACAGCGCUGCAGUGGUGUGACAUAUUUGGUGCUGUGUAUAGUAUUGUAUGUCGAUACAAUGGAGAGAGUGUCCAUUUUUUGUCCCCUUACCCCUCUUCAGUGUUCUUAGCUAGCUCUGGGGGUCAUUUUGUCACCAGAGUGUUCGUCUGUGCUCAGUGAUGGGACACAAUCUCAGAGACGCCAUGCCCCACGUAGUCCCGUAAACAGACCUGGUCUGCCCCAACUCCUCGCACCGUUGUCACAGUGUGGAUUGUAAAUGUUUCUUUAACUGCCUACACUGUAGCCGGAUACACACAGAGCUCUGGGUGACCACUGCCGCCUGUGCCUCAGUGGGGUUUAAGGGCACCAUCUGUGUCUUGGGCCAGUUUCUUUCCCACCAGAACAGAAAAUAGGCUUCCCCUGGAGCAGCUGUGAGCCCUUACUUCCAGGGCUCGCCUAGGGCUGAUGUCUCACCAGUGCGCAUGAUCCCAUAAAGGGAUGCAUCUCUCUAUUAAAACGUGACCGUGUUCCACAGACAUGUCCAUGAGGACAGUGUGUGGACAGCUGGAAGGUGGUGUACUGAAGAGUGAGGCCCAUCUGUAGUGUGUCUUUGCCUUUGUCUGAUGUCGUUUGUAGGGUUUGAAUAUGCCUGAUCCUAAGCUUGUAAGUAUUGGUAACAAACUUUCCAAACAGGCAGCAAGUGGCUUAUUUUAUAUUAUCUUUUCCAAGACCUGCUUGUUUGGAUCUCCAAGUGAGUGUUCUUUUUUCUUAGGGCUGUCUGAAAUCCAGUCAUUCUUAAAAAGAACCCAGUAUCUUUACUGUGUUCUUUCAAAUGAGAAGCAAAGAUUUUACAUAGUAAAAUUUGAGUGAUUUUUAUGUCCCUAGGACAUUGAAUUCUGUUUGGAUUCUGUGCAAACAUUAAAGACAAGCAGCAUGGAUAUUUGAUCAGUCUUGUUUAGAUAAUAAUAACCAUAUUUACUAUGAAUCCUUUUUAAAACAAAUCUUCAGAUAAGUGUUGGGUGUAUUUCUGAGAAUCACUAAGAAAAUACAAAAAGUAUCCAGUUACCGAAUACUUGGCGUAUCAGGCCCACCAAAGCAGAUACAUUUCUUGUUCUUUAUUUUUUCUUAUUUGUUUUUAUUUAUUUGAGGUAGGGUCAUAUGUAGCCCAGAAUGGCCUUAAACUCGCUUUUUUCUCUGAGACUAGUCUUGAACUCCUGGUCCUCCUGCCAAGAUUAUAGGUGUGCACCACCAUGCCUGGCUCAGAUGUGUUUGAUACCGUUUUAUGUUUUAAAAACUAAUUUUUUAAAUCUAAACUUUAGUGCUUUAGAAUUCUUAAAGCACUUUUUUUUCUCUUGAAUUAAUCCUGAUAGCUCACACUAGGCAAUAUGGAGCCAGGACUGUUUCCAUUAGCAGAUUAAGAGCUAAGGUCUGUGUUGACUACUGGUCCUUUUCCAGGACAUUCCUGCAGGACAGGUAUCAAUAAAUGCGGGCAUACGAGUGUAGGCGCAGGUCUUAGCAAACUCUUUAACACUGGUUAACACUGUGACCAUGUUAAAUUUACAGAAACAAGAUUUUCCUACUUGUCCAGUGACAGUGUUGGCAACAUCAUUUAGGGAGUCAUCUCUUUUGUUUUUGUUCUUUCUGGCAGUUUUUAUAGAAUUAUUCUGUAAGCUCAAGAGGGGGCAAAAAUCUCCCACUGAAAAAUAUCAGAACGUUUUAAGUAACUGUGAAAAUGGGCUUUAUUCCUUGCCAACUUGGGAAUAUGCUGUGUGUGUGUGUGUGUGUGUGUGUGUGUGUGCGCUCAUGCGUGUGUGUAUUUUAAGUGAUGUAUUAAUACUCUGGAAGAAAAGGAUACUUAAAAGAUGUAUCACCCCAAAACAUCAAUCUGAAAUGUCUUACAUUAAGAAUUUCUUGAAUGUUGUACAUAUAUUUUAAAGAGCACUUUGUGAAAUAGUUUGUACAUUUAUUUCUUAAUUUAUAAUGAUUCCUGGUGUUAAUAUAUUUAAUGAUUAAUAAUGUUUAUUUAAUGUUUUGUCCAUUUUUAUGUAAUGUUGUGGCGAAAAGUGAUGCCAGCAAUUCCUUUUCGUUACCUGUUCUGUACCUUCUCUUCUGUGAUAUGAAUGUCUGAAAAAGCCUAGGAAAUGGAAUUGUUCGUGCAGGUGUGGUUGUGCCGUUUUUAUAACCCUUCUACGGAAGGCCAGGAAAGAUGCAAAGAGUGAGGUGGAAAUUGCUGCUCUUUCUUCCUCCCGUUUCCCGACAUCCAUGAGGGCGAGGGCUGCUGUGUCCUGGGCGCUGGUGUGCGGCAGAAUCGAGAUCUCUGGACUGAGCACAGCCCUGGGACAGAGGCUCAGGGCUUGGAACCUUCUAGAAGCCUUCCUCCUUCUGGACUGCAGGACAGGCGGCCUCUGCGUUUGUCAGUUCCAAUGUCGGGUGUCCAUUAAAAUUUGUAAAAAAGAGGAAGACCUUUUUCCAUUUCCAUUAAAUUUUUUUAGCCAUUCCUUCA